Molecule: messenger RNA, 986 nt
Organism: Mya arenaria
Lineage: Eukaryota; Metazoa; Mollusca; Bivalvia; Myida; Myidae
Product: tetratricopeptide repeat protein 33-like
Exons: 5
Coding region: 151-948 (265 amino acids)
Molecular function (GO): protein binding
Source: RefSeq, a predicted model, not a curated record
CAAAUAUGGCCGACAAAAUGAGGAAAUGAACGUAAAUUAAUUCAUUUUGAAAAUAUUAGACACAUUUUAAGGUAUUUAAUAGUCAAAGAAGGUACUAAGACAUACUAGUAAUGCUAUCAGGAUUGUGACCCAUUUUAAAAAUUUCUGGCAAUGAAUAAUGGUACAUCAGUGAAAUGCUUUGGGUGGAAGAGAAAAGUUGGGGCCAAUGUGUCCAAGUCUGUCUCUACAGCUUUUGAAAAAGAAUCCAAACCAGACACCGACCCUGAAAUAGAGGAAGGGGAUGUAGACUGGUUAACACUUUUUCCAACAAAGAAGAGACAUGUGAUCCGUCUUGAGGAUGGGAUUGGUAAAGCAAAUAGACUGGUUCAAGAAGGCAGUGUUUUGGCAUCUUCAGAAAGGUAUUGGGAGGCCCUGAAGAAAUGGGAUGAGGCCCUGCAGUACACACCCUCUGAUGAGAAAAUACAUGAGAUGAAAGCUCAGGCCUUGAUGGAGCUGUGUGAGGUUUUCCCAGCGGUCCAGUCUGCACAGAAAGUUAUAAAGCUCGCACCAACCUGGUGGAUCGGACAUCAGACCUUAGGACGGGCUUUCCUCGGCAUGGGCGAAGUCAGAAAAGCAAUUCAGAGUUUUUCCCGUGCUGUACAUUUAAAUCCCGCAAACCAGGAGCUGCGAGAGGAUGACCUAUUAUGGGCUGUAUCGUUGCUAUGGAAACGGAAAAAAUUGGAGGAAGACAAGAUUCGACAACAAGAAGACUUGAAGAAGACCUCUGGUGUUAAAAUAACUGAGAUUAAACAAAGUGAUUGUGAAAGUGAUGUGAAUGAAGACACUGGUGAUACUGUUGUAGACAUUUAUCGGGGCACUGGUAAUAAAUUGGAAACUGAUACUAAGGUUAAUGAAAAUAUCAAGCGGUUACCAAGUAAUUAUGUGCAAAUGAGGGAUUUACCACCUUAAACAUUUCGUUUUAAGUGUAAUAAAGUAUAAAAUAUUUA